This is a messenger RNA of Eleginops maclovinus (Patagonian blennie), 1935 nucleotides long. RefSeq lists its product as uncharacterized. The record is from RefSeq and is a predicted model, not a curated record. The transcript has 13 exons. NCBI's taxonomy places the organism in Eukaryota, Metazoa, Chordata, Actinopteri, Perciformes, Eleginopidae. The coding region runs from base 30 to 1022 and encodes 330 amino acids.
UAAACUUUCUUUAGGUCAAAAAACCACAGAUGAGUCUUCAACAUUUUCCUGGUGAACUCGUUCUCUUUAUCUGCUCUCUGCCUGGAUCUGCUAAUCAUGAUGUGAGAUGUAACCUGUACUUUGGAGAAAAAAAACAUCCAGUCCAAACAACAACCAGCUGGAAGAGAAGGGAUUCAAAGAAUCGGCUGUUCUGCCAGUUUACUUUCAGAGUCGAUGACUUUCUAAGACAUUUACAUUUUGUGAAAAGACAUGAUGCCAGCUGUGAUUAUAGUUUGGGAAGUGAACCCGACUCUUCGUCUCCUCGUAGCGAUGGAUACAGCUUGACUGAUAUUGAGGAAAAGGAGAAACGCUUGACACAGACUAUGGUGACAUCUACUAUGACCACAGGAAAGACUGUUAUCAGUUCAUCCACUCCUAUAACUACGACCAAACAAACAUCAGGUCUUACUGUUGAAUCAACAAACACUGGUAGUUUCAUAUCUACAUCCAUAACACCAGUGAAACCAACACAAGGACUUACUGUUGGAUCAAGAUACACCAAUAGUUUUAUCUCCAGAACACCAGUGGAACCUACAACAGGUCAGGCGCCUCAUAAGUCUAGCACCAAAGCUGUUUUCCCAUCUGUGACCCCAGUGAGCCCAUCAUCAGAAACAUGGACAUGGAAGUUGAUAAUAGUUGCGGCUUCUCUGGGAGGUGUUAUCUUACUGGGACUGGCAUUUCUAUUCACCAAAAGAACAUUUGAAAGAUGUGCUGCGCAGAGGACACAAGCCAAUGUCACUGAUGACCUAAUGUGCAUGAGAAAGAUGGACCAUGGAGGAUUGUUACCUGCAGGUAAUGAGGAAGCCUACAGUAUGAUCACCUCAGUACCUGCUGCUGUUUGUCUUACUGGUUCUGAGAAACUGAGCCAGCAAGAGUCUCAAAAUGGGGAUUCUGACAUAUACCAUGUGUACUCCACCAUCUCCGAGGAGCCAACCCCAUCAGCCCUGAAGGACAUGGUGUACAGCACCCUGCAGGCUUAUUAAAUAGAACGCAAACUUCCUGAAGGAUCGCUUUUUGAACCAUGUCCAUUUUUUAAAACUUUUCUUUCAUUAUUUUAUAGUAUCUUAUGAUGUAAAGGGUAUCGAGGUAAUUAAAAUGUCUCAUGUCUGCAAAACAAUUAAAAUUGGAACAUUGAACCACAGAAUCCCUCUUUCCAAGCCAAAGGUAAUAAACAAACAGGUCUUCCAUUUCUUCUCGUCUGUCAGAGUGACCAGCACUGUGGCUGGGGGUUACCUCCCUGAGGCUUUGACUGUAUUUAGUUUGUAUGUGUGUCUUUGUGCAGACAUUUUGUUGUCUCGUCAAAGAUGUUGGUCUUGUCAGGUUUGUUAUUUUUCUCAUCAUGCUCCAGGUCAAUGGUUGGUCAUGUUUCAUGUUUCCUUAAGUCAUCUUUGUCUGGUCUUCCACUUCUUGUUUGAUUCUGGUACUUUUUGGUACAGGUCUCUUGACUCCCUGUGUCAUUGCCCUCGUCAGCGUCAGCCCCGCCCCUGAUUGUUUCCACCUGUUCCCUGUUACCUCAUGUUUAAAUAGUCCUGUCUCCCCUUGUCUUCUGCCAGUUCAUCUUGUUCUGUCCUUGAGUCAGUUACCAGCAUACCAGCGUUUUGUUUCAUGCAUCAGGUCUGUUCCUUGUUCUUGAGUUUUUGUGCUAGUGAUUUUUCGUUCCUUGUUCUGAGUGAUUUUCCAUUGUUACUUUUGAAUACCCUUUUUGUUGUACUUUCUUUGGUAGGAAAUGUUGAUACUCAUACUGAGAGUUUCUGCUGAUACCUUUUGAUAGUUUCUUUUUGCAGUACUUUUUUCACCUCAUCCAGAGUGUUGUCUUUAAUCACUUAUCCUCCUUGUGAGCGCCUAGAAUUCUUCUUGCAUUUUUUUCAAAUAAAGUAUUUGUUAUACUUUAACUCU